Messenger RNA from Notolabrus celidotus (New Zealand spotty), 2161 nucleotides. Its product is annotated as elongation factor 1-alpha. The record is from RefSeq and is a predicted model, not a curated record. Lineage: Eukaryota; Metazoa; Chordata; Actinopteri; Labriformes; Labridae. Gene Ontology annotation, biological process: translation; translational elongation. Gene Ontology annotation, molecular function: GTPase activity; translation elongation factor activity; GTP binding. The coding region runs from base 523 to 1911 and encodes 462 amino acids. The transcript is spliced from 8 exons.
AAUAUUAAUCGCAAGCUUAACAAAAUGCAUGUUAUGAAAUGAGCUGAGCUUAUAUGCGAGGGGCUGAAAAUAUCAUCAAUGGGAUGAAUGUCCGACAGCUUGACUGCAUAUCACACGCUUUGUAAAGCUGGUUUUGCUAAAAGAAAAAAGGUAAACAUGCAUGCUCACCUUUUUUAUGGCUUAAAUAUCCAAGAAAUGAUGCAGCAUGGUAAUUAUAGCUUUAUCCUUUAAGUCUGCAUAAAGCAGCAUGUUGUUGUAGAAACAUCCUAAAGAGAGGAGUUGUUAUGACUAAAGACUAGAAUAGAGUUGCCAGAUUAUUCUUUCUGCCAGUCAUGCCAGUCCUUUCUUUCUGCUCUCGUGCACGCGCAUCAUUCCACCCCAUUGCUGGAAGUGCAGGGCUGAGUGCGCGCGCUUACAUCAGGUUUUAACAUGGCGGCUGUGCUCGCUGCCGGCGCAACAUGGAGGAUUUAGACUAGUCUAUGUGGAGGACCUGCAGCCGGCAUCGAGCACAUGUAAAUCAAAAUGGGAAAAGAAAAGAUCCACAUCAACAUCGUGGUCAUUGGCCAUGUCGACUCCGGCAAGUCCACCACCACAGGCCACCUGAUCUACAAGUGCGGAGGAAUCGACAAGAGAACCAUCGAGAAGUUCGAGAAGGAAGCUGCUGAGAUGGGCAAGGGCUCCUUCAAGUACGCCUGGGUGCUGGACAAACUGAAGGCCGAGCGUGAGCGUGGUAUCACCAUCGACAUCGCUCUGUGGAAGUUUGAGACCGCCAAGUACUACGUGACCAUCAUUGAUGCCCCUGGACACAGGGACUUCAUCAAGAACAUGAUCACUGGUACCUCUCAGGCUGACUGUGCCGUGCUGAUCGUUGCUGCUGGUGUUGGUGAGUUUGAGGCCGGUAUCUCUAAGAACGGUCAGACUCGUGAGCACGCCCUGCUGGCCUACACUCUGGGUGUGAAGCAGCUUAUUGUUGGAAUCAACAAGAUGGACUCCACUGAGCCCCCUUACAGUCAGAAGCGUUUUGAGGAAAUCACAAAGGAAGUGAGCGCCUACAUCAAGAAGAUCGGCUACAACCCUGCCACUGUUGCCUUCGUCCCCAUCUCUGGAUGGCAUGGAGACAACAUGCUGGAGGCCAGUGACAAGAUGGCCUGGUUCAAGGGCUGGAAGAUCGAGCGUAAGGAAGGUGGUGCAAAUGGCGUCACCUUGCUGGAAGCUCUUGACUCCAUCUUGCCUCCAUCCCGCCCAACCGACAAGCCCCUGCGUCUGCCCCUGCAGGAUGUGUACAAGAUUGGCGGUAUUGGAACUGUCCCCGUUGGCCGUGUUGAGACCGGUGUCCUGAAGCCCGGUAUGGUCGUCACCUUUGCUCCCCCUAACCUGACCACUGAGGUGAAGUCAGUGGAGAUGCACCAUGAGGCCCUUACUGAGGCUCUGCCCGGUGACAACGUCGGCUUCAACAUCAAGAACGUGUCCGUCAAGGAAAUCCGCCGUGGAAACGUGGCCGGUGACAGCAAGAGCGACCCACCCAUGGCUGCUGAUAACUUCACCGCCCAGGUCAUCAUCCUGAACCACCCCGGCCAGAUCUCCCAGGGUUAUGCCCCCGUGCUGGACUGCCACACCGCUCACAUUGCCUGCAAGUUCAGCGAGCUCAAGGAGAAGAUCGACCGUCGUUCCGGCAAGAAGCUUGAGGACAACCCCAAGGCUCUGAAGUCUGGAGACGCUGCCAUCAUCACCAUGGUGCCUGGAAAACCCAUGUGUGUUGAGAGCUUCUCCCAGUAUCCUCCACUGGGUCGCUUUGCUGUGCGUGACAUGAGGCAGACAGUGGCUGUCGGUGUCAUCAAGUCUGUUGAGAAGAAGCUUGCUGGUGGUGGAAAGGUCACCAAGUCUGCACAGAAGGCCGAGAAGAAGAAAUGAAUCGUCAUGCAGGACGUCAAACAAGAAGUCGUGCCUCAGCAGCAGCAGGUUGCCCCAUCCCUUCUUCUCCCCUGCCACCCAGCGCCGUCUUCUCUGAAGCAGAGCUCUCUACUCAAGGACUGGCUUAUGCUGAUUAAAACCCAUCGGAAGAGUUUCCGCAGGAAAGGAAGGCUCAUGUCAUGUAGGGGAAACUAUGAUCAUAAUUAACUUCAAACCAAAACAAUAAAAAUCUUAAACAUUGCCAAAUGAA